This is a messenger RNA of Dendronephthya gigantea, 2045 nucleotides long. Its product is annotated as hydroxysteroid 11-beta-dehydrogenase 1-like protein B. Gene Ontology annotation, cellular component: intracellular membrane-bounded organelle. The record is from RefSeq and is a predicted model, not a curated record. Gene Ontology annotation, molecular function: oxidoreductase activity. Bases 413 to 1297 code for a protein of 294 amino acids. Lineage: Eukaryota; Metazoa; Cnidaria; Anthozoa; Malacalcyonacea; Nephtheidae. The transcript has 2 exons.
GCCAAGAAUUAGUUUAGUUGUUUUAAUCAUAAAGCAGUUACAGCAAUGGUAACAAAGAAGGGAAGUAUUAAAGUGAGAAUAAGACACUCUAAAAGCCAGUUUACAAACUUUCUUUAUUUCUCUUGCCUUUCCCAAUAAAUGCAAAGAUAUAGUGACAACGCUAAACAGUUAAUAUCCACCUAUUCCGGCCGUAUUGUCCUAAAUCGCCUUUCGUAUAACCUAAUUUAGUGAGACGAAAUAAGGCGUGAGACGAAUUACGUUCCUUUUCACAAACAAAUUAGCCGCACGCUGUGCCAACCCAAUUUCUGACGUAUUCAGCACUUCGCCCACGCAACCUGUUAAAAUAUAAAGUGCCACACGCAAUACAUCGCUACCACAAUUCAAGAGUUUGUCGUGUUUUUUUGAACUAACAAUGAUUAAAGUAGGCUGGAAAUUCCUGUCCUUUUUUCUCGCAGUAUUAACCUGGCACUGGAUUAGGAAACGUGCUGACGUUUCAGAAACGUUUCGUGGAAAAAACGUCGUUAUCUGUGGUGGUUCUGCCGGUAUUGGCGAGCAAAUAGCGUACAGAUUUUGUGAACAAGGUGCUAACGUUUUGGUUGUGGCUCGGAGAGAAUUGGCGUUAAGACGUGUGGUGGAAAAUUGUAUCCGACUUGGAGCAGCCUCAGCUACCUACAUGACCGCGGACUUACAUGGAGGUGGAAUUGAUAGUAGAGACCUCCUCAAAGAAUCAUUAAAACGCUUCCAGCAAGUAGAUGUAUUGGUUUUAAACCAUGUUGUGUACGAAGUAAAACUCUGGCAAGCAAACAGAAACUUUAGUGAUAUUGAGAGAGCAUUUGAUGUCAACGUCCUAAGCUACAUAGACCUUGCAACCUUGUUCUUACCAAGCCUCAAGGCAUCGCGCGGUCGUCUUCUGGUUAUCUCAUCAGGACUAGGCGUGGUGACAUAUCCUUACUUUGCUCUCUAUUGCUCCAAUAAGCAUGCACUUCAUGGAUUUUUCAACGCAUUAAGGCAAGACUUAGCGUUGGAAAAAAAUGAAAUGUCUAUAAGCUUAGCUGUACUAGGGGCAAUCGAGACUGAAAAUGCACUCAGAGCAAGCGAAGGUAACCCUGUGGCUGGCAAGAAUGGAUGGACUCGGCUAUCUUCCGAGGAGGCCUCGCAGGCAAUCGUGGAGGGCUCGUUGCAUCGCGAGAGGCAAAUAUACUUUCCGGCGUUUCUUAAGAUUCACGAAUUUGCAAGUGUUCAGUUUCCCGAAUUUACCGAGUGGUUGAUAAGAUAUGCCUAUGGUUUGCAAUCUUAAACGAAGCCUACUUGAGAAUACUUCCGCGAGAACGCUAUUGGUGGAACUGGUGAGGGUGAAUUAGGUUGCUGAGCAUUCGCUUCGCAAAUCGUCACCUAGCAUUGAGUAAAACUGAGCACAGAAGUAACUUUAAACAGUAUACCUUAAAAGUAACCCUAAAAAAGUAUAAUAACUGAUAUCUAAUGUAGGAUAAAUCUAAAAGUUCACUUUGAUUGUGAAGAUAAGAUCAGAUCACGUGUUCCCAGACGUAUGUAAAAAUUCAUAUAUGCGAAUAUUUAUAGAUAUAAAAAUUAUACAUAAAGCCAUAAAUUAUUAUAUUUCUACACCGUGUAAUUUAGUUCUGCAUACACCAUGCAAAUUAUAAUAAACAACCACGUUUUGUAUAUAUUGAAAGCAAUCAUGUAUUAUUCGAAUAUCGAAUUACUUGCAACGACCAGGUCACAGCCGCAAUUUACAGUUGAAAAUUGAUACGUUUAUUUUUUGAUAGUGAAAAAGUAAUUUAUUAAAUUAAAUACCUACCAUACUGUUGAUGGUCCAAGUUUUGAUUGUGUAGGAUACAGACAUAGUAGCUACUUAUAUACUUACAUGUGUUUUUAAUCUAAAGAACCGACAUGCAAAAAUUCGCUAUGUAUGUAUGACUUGCCUUUGCGCGUAGAAAUGUCAUAUAAGGUGGCAUUAGAUAAGAUUUCUUCGUCAAUCGCUUACGUUAAAUAUUAUCGCUAUAGCGGUAUGCAGUGUUUUCAUAAUA